UACAGCUUGAGGAUUUUACCGGACUGUAGUUAGCGUUGCACUCUGUAUUAACUACAAGUCGAGGGCUGUAAAGCUCUUUCUGGGAGAAAAGUUGUCUUCCGAAGAUUUCUUUUUAAUGUUUUUUUGUAAUUUAAGAACUUGUUGUGUUGCCUGAGCAGUUAGGGUUAUAUAAUGGAGGAGGAAGAUGAUUGUCCAGAACUGGUGCCCAUCGACAGCCAGGCUGGUUCACCAGCUCGACAGAUCCCCGUCACCAUCAUCACCGGCUACCUGGGAGCUGGGAAGACCACACUGCUGAAUUAUAUCUUGACGGAACAACACAAUAAGCGGAUUGCAGUCAUUCUCAACGAAUUUGGAGAAGGGAGCGCUCUUGAGAAGUCACUCGCAGUGAGCCAGGCAGGGGAGCUGUAUGAGGAGUGGCUGGAGCUGAGAAAUGGCUGCCUCUGCUGCUCUGUUAAAGACAACGGGCUGAAAGCCAUUGAAAACUUGAUGGAGAAGAAAGGAAAGUUCGACUACAUCCUUUUAGAAACAACGGGACUUGCUGAUCCAGGAGCUGUGGCCUCCAUGUUUUGGGUCGAUGCAGAGCUUGGCAGUGACGUCUAUUUAGAUGGCAUUGUGACGGUCAUUGAUGCCAAGUACGGGCUGCAGCAACUAAAAGAGGAAAAAGCAGAUGGACUCGUCAAUGAAGCAGCCAGACAAGUUGCUCUUGCUGAUCUUACCAUUAUCAAUAAGACAGAUCUGGUGGAGGAGGAGCAACUGAACCAAGUCCGAGACACUGUCAGGUCUGUGAAUGGUCUUGUUAAGAUUCUGGAGACCCAGAGAUCAAGGGUGGAUCUCUCUGAAGUGCUGGAUCUGCAUUCAUUUGACUGUCAGGAUGGAGCAAAGCUUGCUGAGAAGCUCCAGCUUGUGAAACCUACCAGACCACACCUGGACAAGAGUAUUUUAACUGUGACGUUUGAGGUACCUGGAGACCUGUGUGAGGACGCCCUAAAUGCCUUCAUCCAAGAUCUGCUUUGGGAGAAGAAGUUCUGUAACAAAGCAGGGGAACCCAUGACCGUCAUCCGGUUGAAGGGUAUAGUAUCGUUUGCAGGUAAAGCCCACCAAGUGAUGCUGCAGGGGGUCCACGAGCUAUAUGAGUUUAAUGAGACUCCACAGCUUUGGGAGGAAAAUUCACAUACAAACAGGCUGGUCUUUAUAGGAAGAAAUCUGGACAAGAACAUUCUGCAGGAGAUUUUCAUUUCUACUGUUGUGACGAAUGGAGGAAAAAAAUAGUUUUAAGCUCCUCUGAAGAUCACAGUGGUUGAUUGUGAAGUAAAGGUUAUGGCAGAUUUCAUAAACUGA
Girardinichthys multiradiatus is the source of this 1338-nucleotide messenger RNA. RefSeq names its product COBW domain containing (gene zng1a). The record is from RefSeq and is a predicted model, not a curated record. Bases 172 to 1269 code for a protein of 365 amino acids. The transcript has 16 exons. Gene Ontology annotation, cellular component: cytoplasm. NCBI's taxonomy places the organism in Eukaryota, Metazoa, Chordata, Actinopteri, Cyprinodontiformes, Goodeidae.